CUGAGCCACAGACUGAUAAGAGCCCUGCAGCCAGCCGUCCGCCCGCCAGCCCUGGUCCCCGGGGAACCGCGGCACCAUGAAGGACGAGGUGGCUCUCCUGGCCACUGUCACCCUGCUGGGGGUCCUGCAGCAAGACAGCACCAGCAAAGGCUCGUCCUCAGACUGGCCCUGGAGGACACAUUUAUGGGCCAGCUGCUUGGGACAGGACAAGGCACAGCCUGGAAGGGCCGAGCAGCAGGCAGAUCUGAUGUGGAGCUGCACCAGCAAGCUUGAGGGGGAAGCCACAGGGCCCUCCUUCCAAAUCCUACCCACCGCUGGCACGGCUGCCCCUGGGCACCUACAGUGCAUCUCGGAUGGGGGUGUCUGCAAAGGGCCUGGCUCCCAGAGCUGAGGUGCAUGGUGGCAGCCUGGCCUGGGACCAAGAGAAGGGAACCUCCUGGGGCCAGUCCACCCCUGGCACCCACCAUGCUGGAACACGGUGGUGGGACCCUGCAGUUAGACCAGGAGAGCACAGCUGCAGCCACCGGGGGGUGCAUGUCACAUUUAGGCCGGAGUCCAGGACAGCUGGACAAGGGGACUGUGGCAGGCAGGAAUCAAUGCCACGUUUUGGAGGCACAGGGGUCCAAGUUUGAGUGGCUGGGGGUCCCUUCUGGUGGGCUUGGUAGGUGGGGAACAAAGACAUUUAGCCCCUGUCCCUCGAGGGUGGUGGCAAGCUCUGUCCUUAGGCCUUGGUGGCACUUCCUGUGCAGGAACCCCAAAGCCAAGGUCCAAGCCCUUAAAGAGACCGAGCUCUGUAUUUGCAUGUGUUUUCCAAGUCAAAUGAUUCCGCCACAAGGCCCCUCCCGUGCGCAGGUGUCCCUGGGCUUCCACGCCCCCUACCCUCACCGCGCGCACGGGGCCUCACUGCUCCCGGGUCUCCACUCUGCCCUCCCCGUGGAGCGCUGGGGACCAGAUGGCCGGCGGACCACCCCCUCGGCGGGACGUUAGAGGGGCUUCCCGAGGGGCUUCCCGAGGAGUUCAGCGUGGGGAAGGGAGGGGCGAGGAAGGCGCGGGCCGGGGUGGGGGCGGCCGGCCGGCCCUGACUCCUGCUCGGCCCCCCCUGCCCCCCAGCCUACUUCUCCCUGCAGGUGAUCUCGGCGCGCAGGGCCUUCCGCGUGUCGCCGCCGCUCACCACGGGGCCGCCCGAGUUCCAGCGCGUCUACCGAGCCCAGGUGAACUGCAGCGAGAACUUCCCGCUGUUCCUCGCCGCGCUCUGGGUCGCCGGCGUCUUCUUCCACGAAGGGGCCGCGGCCCUCUGCGGCCUGAUCUACCUGUUCGCGCGCCUGCGCUACUUCCAGGGCUACGCUCGGUGCGCGCAGCAGAGGUGAGCGGCGGGCGCGACCCCGGGAGCCGGAGCGGGCCCGGAAUGGGGGGCAGGCGGCGGGGGCGCGGCCCUUUGGGGGGCAGGUGGGCCUGGGGGGCGCGGGCGCGAGCCGCUCUGCCCACCCGCAGGCUGUCCCCGCUGUACGCGAGCGCGCGCGCCCUCUGGCUCCUGGUGGGGCUGGCGGCGCUCGGCCUGCUCGGCCACUUCCUCCCCGCCGCGCCCCGCGCCGCGCUGCUCCGACGCCUCCGGACGAUGCUGCCGGGCGCCUGAACCGAGGACGCCGCGCCGCCGGGGCUGGGGGCCGCCGGGGCCUCCCGGACGGCGGGGCUGGGGCGGGAGAGGGGCUCGCCCCUGCGCUCCAGCGUCCCUAAUUAAAGCGCCCCUGACUUGACCUUGGCUGCACAUUUUGGGUCGGAGAUCGUCGCGCAGAGCGGGCUGCCGGGCUGGGAAGGCCAGCCGCGGCCGCAGCAGCCUGGAGAGCUUCCUGGAGGUGGCGGGGGCGGGGAGCCGCCUCUGUCCGAAAGCCCUUUCCCGCCGGGGUUCCCUCCACGGUCCCACGUCGCGCGCCCCCCGCGGGCCGGGAGCCGGGAGAAGCCACGUUGAGGCCCGCGCUUCAUUAACCCUUUAUUACAAGUCACGCUCUUAUAGAAGUAUAUGUGGACUUACGUGAAAAAAUCAAAUGUAUCCAAGAAUAGAAAACACAGCACAUAAAGUAGUAUAUGCAUUCCAGUGUUCGCGCCGGGGACAGCGCCGGGCGUCCGGGGAGAAAAGCUCUUGGAAAACGGCCUGGCUCAGGCUGGCCGGGCGCGAACGGUUCCGGGCGGCGGGGGCCGGCCCUGAGGCACAGUGUGGGGCCGCCUGCCUCCUCCUGCGGCCCGGCGGCCGGGCAGCACCAGCUCCUGGGGCCUCCGGGCCAGCGGCGCACCCCAAGCGCCCCGGGUCCGUGCGCCAGGCAGAGCCCUUCCGGCUGGGGCGGGCGCGCCUGGGCCUCCGGGGACAGCCGCCUGUCAGAAGCCCUCCACUCAGUCAGCCUUUUUCAGAAAGAUCUGGAAGAGUGGGGCGCGGGGUGAGCACGGGAUGGGAGCUCAGCUGUGGUGGCGGCACUGCCGGUUCCCGAGCCCCGGCCUCACCUCACUCAGGAUGACCCACACGGGCGAGUCCGUCUGGAUGGAGAGGCGCAGUGCCUCCAGCGGGCCGAAGGCGGGGUCCACCUCGCCCUCCGCCACCCCUUUGUAGAAGGAGCCUGGGGGGCGGCAGUGCAGAGGGGUUGCCCCAGGCUCCAGCGCCCCAGGCCUGGCAGCCGAGCCCUGCUCCCCCGGCGUCCCCACUCACCGAUCUGGAGGUAGCCGUCAGGGCUCCGCGGGUACCGGAGAGUGGCCGCUCGGCCCUCCUGCAGGGCCUCCUUGUCUGACUGGGGGCUCUGCGGGCAAGAGCAAGGGGCUGCACCACCGGCGGGAGGGCCCAGCCGCGGGCGCAGCCACCUCCCGGCGCACUCACGUCGAAGGGCAGCACCUCCACCGACGUGUUGAACAGCUUGUCCUCGGGGUGCUCGAUGUUCCCGCUGCGGAAGAAGAACCUGCGGGCGGCCCGGCCGUGAGCUGCCGCGGGGGUGGGCACCCUGCCCUGGGGCCUGGGCCCGCGCGCAGUGGGGAGCCCCAGGGCGCAGGGGAGACCGGUCAGCACCAGGCCGUGCCGGAGCGCCUGGGAGCAGUGCCUCACAGCCAAGGAAACUGAGGCACGGUGGGUGGGGCUGAGACCCCUGCUGGCGGCCACGGAAGGGCCCCCGGGCCCGGCCCGCCCCGUGGCGCUGGCACUGACCGCUCCAGACGCAGCGGCUGGAAGAAGCGGAAGCGGAUGAAGUCGCCCGCGGCCGGCGUGAAGGCCCAGAAGAAGUCCUCGCGCAGGUAGGCCUUCUCCAGGGUGAAGUGCUGGUACGUCUUGAGGCUCGUGCUCACCUCGGCCGGCGGGUUCACGUGCUCCCUCCGCAGCGCCUGCUUCCCGAAGUCCUUGUCCUGCGGCCGGGAGGGACGGAGCAGUGGGACGCCCUGGCCCGGCCCGGCCCCUCCCCCCCGGCGCCCGGCGCACCUUCAGCUUCUGUAUCUUGCCGGCCAGCGAGGAGUGGGUGCCCACGUGCUGGAAGAGGGACGGCUUGAAGCGGAUCCGCAGAUUGGCCUUCUGCCGGUCGCAGUGCUUCUGCGGAGGGGCGACACCCGGGCUCGAGCCCCGCCCGGGACGGGGAGCUUUGUCUGGGCUUGGGGCACCCAGGGCCCCGCGGUGCCCUCUGCUGGGGACCCACCCACCCCGCGGGACCUGCCCAUGGAGGCGCCUGCCCCCCGCCCGCCUCUGCGCCCCCGGCUCACCGCGUCCUUCUCGGGGUUGCAGACCUUCACCCACAGGAUGUGAUCCAGCAGCCAGUCGAUGGGCUUGUCCCGGUAGAACAUGAGGAUGAACUCCACAAUCAGGCUCAGGUCCAGGGACUUGAACAUCUUCCCUGGGGAGGAUGGGGGGGAAGAGGGGGUGCCAGGUGACCCGCAGAGGCCCGUCCUCUGUCCUUCGGGGAGCAGGGAGCAGGAGCCCGGGGUGACCCCGAGAGGCACUGCAGGCAGACAGGUGGAGGCUGCGA
Molecule: messenger RNA, 3986 nt
Organism: Choloepus didactylus (southern two-toed sloth)
Lineage: Eukaryota; Metazoa; Chordata; Mammalia; Pilosa; Megalonychidae
Gene: LTC4S
Product: leukotriene C4 synthase
Exons: 4
Coding region: 953-1633 (226 amino acids)
Biological process (GO): leukotriene biosynthetic process
Cellular component (GO): membrane; endoplasmic reticulum; nuclear envelope
Molecular function (GO): glutathione transferase activity; leukotriene-C4 synthase activity; glutathione peroxidase activity
Source: RefSeq, a predicted model, not a curated record